UGCACUUCUCAUAUAGCAGCCACCAAAUUAACCCUCCAAAAUACUACAGCUGAAAAAUGAUGGCCAAACUCCUGCUGGUAAUGAUUGCUUUAUCCUCGUGUUACUGUUCAGCCCAAGUUGUACAACCACCAUCGCCACCGAAAAGCGCCACCCCUCCAGCGGCAGCGCCAUCGACCGCCGCCCAAGAGUACCUCGAUGCACACAACCAAGCAAGGGCGGAAGUGGGUGUUGCUCCUCUCAAGUGGAGCCAGCAGCUAGCCAAAACUGCCAGCCUCCAGGUCAGGUACCAAAGGGACAGACAAAACUGCACUUUUGCAAACUUGACCAAAAGCAUCUACGGCGGCAACCAGUUGUGGGCUGGUGGUAUGGCCGUAACGCCACGGGCUGCAGUGGCGACAUGGGUGGCGGAGAAGAAGUUCUACACUUAUGCAGACAAUUCUUGUGCGCCGGACCACCGUUGCGGCGUUUACACGCAGGUGGUGUGGAAGAAAUCAGUGGAAGUAGGGUGUGCACAAGCUUCAUGUAGUAAAGAACAAGCUAGUUUAACAAUAUGUUUUUAUAAUCCACCUGGAAAUGUAAUUGGAGAGAAACCCUACUAAGCUGGAUGCAUCAUUGUAAUGAAGCAACUUAUUUUAGAUGAAUGUUACUUACGUGGUUUUGAAUUA
Molecule: messenger RNA, 665 nt
Organism: Olea europaea var. sylvestris
Lineage: Eukaryota; Viridiplantae; Streptophyta; Magnoliopsida; Lamiales; Oleaceae
Product: STS14 protein-like
Exons: 1
Coding region: 57-599 (180 amino acids)
Source: RefSeq, a predicted model, not a curated record